AUGAUGACAACCGCCAGCCUUGACUUCCACCGGCAACUGGGCAAAUUCCGCCUCACCCCGGUAGCUCAAGCCCACGGUGCCUCUACAGACAGUUCUGCUUCCAAGGCACCCUUCGACUACACCUCGAAUCAUAACCCCAGUGCCGAUGCUAAUCCCCCGUCGUCACCGCCGCAGGAUGGAUCAAUCAGACCGGGACGACAACGGCCACCUCCUUCACAAUCGCCGACGGCACGCAGCAAACGGGUCGCGACAGCCUGCGAUUUCUGUCGGAAGAGGAAGAAGAAGUGCGAUUUUCGAUAUCCCAAUUGUUCCGCCUGUGCCCGUCUGGGAGUCUGUUGCACCGUUUCCCCACCCAGUCACCAUGUCGCCAGCGCCUCCGUCCCCCGAGACCAGCUCGAGAACUUGCAGAAACGCGUACAAUGGCUGGAGCAGAUCGUGAAGCAGAAGACAGGCAUAGUUGUGUCCGAGCUGCCAACCGGUAGCAUUGUGGAUGGCCAGGAGGAGUCAGACUCGUGGCACCAGGUGCCGUUGUUGAUCGCUCAAGGCGACGCGACCGUGUCGAUGACGGACAGCGUCUCUUCUGCUUCCACUAUGACUCCCGCUCUCGAGAUGAAGGCGCCUGGCAUCGGGUCCGAAUUGCCAAAUGUCGGAGAGAUCUUUCGUGACCAGCUGGAGCACCGCCGGCUGCCCGUCCCACGCAUGGAGUCAUCCUCGGUAUCGCACGCUCUGCGUCUGUCGAGCCUCGAGGAGGCAGAGCGCGUAGCGAACCAGUAUUUCGACCAUCUCGGAUACCAAUAUCCUUUCCUACACCGCUCCAACUUCAUGACGCGUCUGAAGCAUAUCUACGCGGGCAAUCGACCGUCCGCUGAGGUGCAUUAUUCAUACCAUAUCACCAUGGCCAUCGCGCUGCAGAUGGGAUCGGCGGAUGAGGCUCAGUCCACAGAGUUCUAUCGCCUCAGCCAGCGGUCUCUGUCUCAUGUAUUACCGAAGGAGGACCUCUCGGCGAUCUGCGCGUUGCUGAGUCUGGCGCUGUACACCUUGUUUGCGGCCGCGGGUCCCAGCAUCUGGCAUAUCCUGGGCACGGCGAUUCGUCUGGCGACCAGUCUGAGUCUGCAUAAGUCGCCGCCCUCUUCCAGUUUAGUCGAGGAGGAAAUCGCGAAGCGAGUAUUCUGGAGCCUCUACAACCUCGACCGGCUGAUUGCAGCGACUCUGGGUAGGCCAUUGGGCAUUGCAGAUGAGGAUAUCAGCGUUGACCUGCCGCGCGAGCUCAACGAUGACUGGGUGGAGGCUCCGGGGGCGAUAUAUAACAACCAACCCCGACCACCACCAGAAGAAAUCACAGCCACGCUCGGUCGAUUUCAACGGGAGCUGGAUGAAUGGCGCAAGGCAGCUCCUUUGUAUCCCCCAGCGAUGCUCUAUUCGACGUCCUACUAUGACUAUCUCUACUACACGACACUGCUACUCAUGCAUCGGCCUAGUGCGCGCAAUCCGGCUCCGAACCUAACGUCGAUCGUGGCAUGUUUCGAUUCCAGCAUCCAGGUAAUUCGCUCGUAUUGGGACAGUUAUGCUGUAGGGAACCUCAAGUGGAUCUGGCUCACGCUGAGCCAGGUGUACUUUGCCGGGAUUACCAUCUUGUGGUGUCUGGAGCAGAACGCCCGCGCUGUUCGAAACGGACUUCUGCCACUCUGGCAGCCUGACGAGCAGAUGAUGCACCAGGGAAUCAACGCCACGACGGCGUUGCUGGAGGAGUUUGGCGAGCGACGACCGGGCGUGGAGAAAUUGGCAGGGACGUUUCGGCGCCAGAGCGCGAUGGUUUUGAGCCAGGAGAUCUAUCAGCAGCAGCAACCACAGAGGAUGCCAUUGCCUCCCUCUGUCUCAACUACUUUUUUCCUGGAUGACGAUAUGACGGCCACAGGGGCAACUGGAGCUGAUCCGCAGCUCUUUUACUUGCAUGGUUCAUUUCAGGAGGAGCUGUCGACGUAUUAUGAUAUUUGA
Molecule: messenger RNA, 1995 nt
Organism: Monascus purpureus
Lineage: Eukaryota; Fungi; Ascomycota; Eurotiomycetes; Eurotiales; Aspergillaceae
Source: the annotation of a GenBank genome assembly